Cheilinus undulatus (humphead wrasse) is the source of this 3156-nucleotide messenger RNA. It is a transcript of the gene plekhn1, whose product is annotated as pleckstrin homology domain containing, family N member 1. Bases 75 to 2201 code for a protein of 708 amino acids. Gene Ontology annotation, molecular function: phosphatidic acid binding; phosphatidylinositol phosphate binding; phosphatidylserine binding. Lineage: Eukaryota; Metazoa; Chordata; Actinopteri; Labriformes; Labridae. The record is from RefSeq and is a predicted model, not a curated record. The transcript has 16 exons. Gene Ontology annotation, biological process: 3'-UTR-mediated mRNA destabilization; response to hypoxia; positive regulation of apoptotic process. Gene Ontology annotation, cellular component: cytoskeleton; mitochondrial membrane.
UCUUGGAUUACACAUCACAGAAGGAUUUACAGUUUGUCUACAGAGAAGCAGAAAGCCUAAAAGAUCACAGCAACAUGGGGAGCAGCAUGUCAUGUGUCCCCCAACACAACUUCAGAUUCUCCAGCAAGAGCUUCAUACGCAGAAACAGCAGUCGCCUGUUUCGCAAGAAGAAUCCCCAAGAGGGUCAGGAGAAGUCAAACAGCAUCAUCAAUAUCCUGUGCACUGUCACCCCUCGUAAAGAAAUGUCCCAUAAAGAUCUGCAGACAAUAGAGAACAUUAAAUGGGACCCUCCAUUUCCAUAUGACCCAGCAAGCGGCUGGAAGAAGAGCAGCAUCAAUGUGAAGAACUACGGACGGAUGAUUCACAGCUCCAAAGUUCGUUUCCGCUUCCUCCACUGCCAGGAUGUACAUGAUUGCUACCUGGAUCUCUUCCAGACACACCUUCAUUUUGUCUCCAACAACACAAGUGGAUUGACAUACCAGGGAACUCUGCCUUUGAAAGAAAUCACCAUCUGCAACCUGCAGCAGAACUGCAACCACAGCCAACCCGAAGAAUUCGCCUUCCAAAUAAACGGUGUAAGCCUAAACCCAAUCAUCGUGUACUGUGCCAACCAAGAAGAAAUGGACUUGUGGUUUGGCCUGCUUAAAGAAAACAUUGAGGCCAAUGGAGGAACAGCAAUCGCACCUGAAAGCUACACUAGAGUGAAAAUAAACCAAAAAGAGCCUCCUGAGGGCAGAGAGGAGUUGAGAAAUUCUGUCAACAGAGAACCCAUCUACGAGUGGGAGGGCUCACAGCGGGACAGCCUGGGCCCCAUCACCUAUGUCACCAAAGUCCGACUGCAACACUUGCCCUGCCAGGUACAAAGUGAAAGACUGCUGGUAAUGUACCCAUCAACACUGAUCAUCCUAUCAGAGGAAAACGAUGGACUCUUCUAUAAGGGAAAACUUCCUCUCAACAUGAUUACUGUGACCACACCUUGCCAAGAUGUCAAGCCAAACACUUUUAUGAUUGAAGGAAAGCUCAUCAACCCCAUAGUGGUGUCGUGUCUGGAUAGGACCGAGUUCUGCGACUGGAUCCAGCAUUUUAAAGCUGCUGACGUGCCCGUUCUCAGCCCCCCACCCCCUGUGUAUGACAUCAUCUACACCCCGACACACAGAGAGGCUCCACAGUGUGAUAGGUGGAGCGGAAACAGCCAAGGAAGAGCUGAUUCUUUCAAGUUCAGCCAGUCAACAAGUGGAUAUGGGUCCCACAACAUUCAACUACCUAUUCAUGAAGACAACCCUCUGUCUCCAGGAUAUACUGAGCCCCUCUGUUACAGCGCCAGUCGUCCCUCGUCCACUGAGACUGCCCGCCUGGGCAGCAGGACCAACAGCAUGUCUUCCCACACCAGACCUGAGCGUGACCUCCGACCUUUGUCACUACGCUACUCCUCCCCCCAGCGCACCUCCUACCUCCAAUCUGCAGAGAGUUCAGCACUAUCCCAGGUCUAUAGCACACCCUACUCUGCACUACAUCAAGCCAGCCCACAGCGGCUGGAGAAAACCCCACUUGUCAAGUCAAACAGCUGGAGCACCCCUCAGACAACCCUGAACUACUCCCUGAACACCCCCCAGCGCCACUCCGACAUGUGUGCUCCCAGACAACCCUUGUCACCCCUGUAUGAUGAGCCCUGCAGCCCCGAAAUCUACUCCAUGGAAGAAGCCCGGUCAACGCAGCAGGGUUGGCAAGAGCCCAUUCAGCAUCAGUAUCACUUCGGCCCACAGCUCACAUCUGCCCCUUUCCAGCUCAGCACCCCUCCCAUGGGCAGGCGCUGCAGGAGAAGUCUGGUCCUGAUCAACUCCCAGAGUCAGGCUCUGGAUCUUGAGACAGAGAAUUCUCAAAGGCAAGCAGAGCAGAGAUCCAAGGCUGUGUCGAGGCUAAAGCUGCUGCCUGUGCCAGGCCAAAUGCAAGAGCAGAUUGUCAACCCGUCAAGCUCUGUGAGGAACUACUGUCAGAAACCCUACGGUUAUUCACCAGAUCACCAUUCGUACCUCAAACCCACAGAACCAGAUGAUCAGGAAAUGGACUAUGACAACAUUUGGGAGUACGACGCUGAUACUGGAAUGAUUCAGCCAACGUCUGGAAUUUCAACACACUGGACAGGAUUAGACUUUGGGGCCACGGGCCUUGGUGCCAUGGCAACCCAGCAGAGAUGGUCAUAAAGCAAAACAAAAGGCCGGCACUCGUCUGGACGUGUGCAAACAACCGAUCCCUAUCAGAGGGGUAAUAAAAGCCUUCUAGCAUGGCCCGUGUUACUUCUGCAGCGUACAGUAUGAACCCAAAUCCCAGGAAAUGCACUGUUACACAUCAGGUAGUCAAGCAGAGAAAUGACUGGAGAAGGUACACAAAAAGAAGAGGCUAAUUCUAUAAUGUAAUAUUUAAUAUUAUCAAAGUGGUUAAGACUUUUAAUGUCUGUUUGAUAUGUAGCAUUCAUGAAAGAAGACACGUGUGUAGAUACUUUGCUUUAUUUUGUUAUUUAAUAUGUUUUAUAAUUGCACUAAAGAUUUAAUAUGUAGUGCAAAAGCCGUUUUUUUUAUAUUUAAAGUCUUUUCUAACAUGAUGGCAGGAUAAAUUGUAUUUUUAUUCUUUGUAUUUAAGCUGAAGCUAUAAAAAGCAUUCCUUCAGGGCUUGUUGUAGUAAAGGAUGUAUAUUUUUGUAAAUGUUGUAGAUUUAUUAUUUUAUCACACAACAUUAUCAGGCAAAUAGAUGUGGCGUAUACUGACGGCUUUAAAUGGUGCUAAUAUUAAUAUCAUUACUACAGUGUACUGAUACCAGUGUGGCCUUCAUUUUCAUUUUUGUUUGAGGUGUUUAUUUAUAUUUGGAAAUAAAGCUUGUUUCAAAAUAUGAGAAAAUGUUUCUUGUGUUUAUCCAAUUUCUCAGUCUCAUAUUAUCUUAGUUUUUUUUUUUUUUUUGUUGUAGCUAAGGCCAGAUAAAAAGUACAUACAGGCUUUAAUCAGUGAAUAUUAAGGUAGACGUUUUUUAGGUUUAAAGCAAAGCAAAAAUGGCAAACAGAUUACUGUCAAUGUUUUAUUUAUUAGUUAUAAGACACCCAAUUGCACUGUCCUCAAACUCAUAUGGAGCUGAAGAAACAGUUUUGUGGUAUUUUGGUUGUAGACC